This is a messenger RNA of Octopus sinensis (East Asian common octopus), 1381 nucleotides long. RefSeq names its product zinc finger HIT domain-containing protein 2. The transcript has 11 exons. The record is from RefSeq and is a predicted model, not a curated record. The coding region runs from base 83 to 1309 and encodes 408 amino acids. NCBI's taxonomy places the organism in Eukaryota, Metazoa, Mollusca, Cephalopoda, Octopoda, Octopodidae.
CUUCUAGUCCAAGGGGAGACUAUUUCGUGUGAGAGAGAAAGAGUUGACAACAGUUAUCGUUCGUGAAUUUGCUUGUUUAAAAAUGGAGUCGCCCAUGGAAGAAGGCAACGUGGAGAACAUUGGUCUUUCGUCACAGAGAAGCAAACCCUGUGUCUUUUGUUUGCUCAAUGUAUCCAAAUACACCUGUCCAAGAUGUAAAGCCGUUUACUGUUCUGUCAGCUGCUACCGAAGUGAAAAACACCUCCAAUGCUCUGAAUCGUUUUACAAGAACUGUGUCACCGAGGGACUGGUGGACCUUGCCGUCAGUCAAUCAGAAAGAGAAAAGAUGAUUGAAAUUCUGAAGAAAGCUUCUGAAGCUGAUGAUGAUGAUUAUGAAGACUCUGAUGAGGAGGGAUGCAGUCUGGCUGAUCGUCUUACUGGCCUGGAUUUAGAUAAAGACACAGACAAGAUCUGGGACGUACUUACAAAGCAAGAGAAAGAAGAAUUCCAGAAAUUGCUCAGGGAUGAACAACUUGGAGGCUUGAUAGAAUUUUGGUCACCAUGGUGGAGCCACAAGGAGACAUCAAAAGUGGAAGACUUGGAUGCUGAUAUGAAACCUGAUAAAGCAUUCCCUCAGUUGUAUAAGGAUAUACCUCACAUCUCCCAAAUCCUCAAGAACAGUAAGCCAUCAAGUGAUCUAAGAUUCACCGUAAUCAGCACCGUUUAUUCCUACGCUUAUAUCUGCCGGUUGCAUAAUGGUGACCACUUGAACACUCCGUUAGACUGUGCUAAUGAAGUCUUACUCCUCUGUGAUGUCUUAGAUACAACACAAAACUACAGCAGCACAACUGAGGCUCUACAUGCUUGUUUAAACAAAAGUAAUGAGGAUUCGAGUUCAAUCCAGGCUUCCCAGAAAUUCAGUAUCUCAAUCAUAAAAGACAUCAUUAAUAUAAUAGAAGGCCCUUGUACCCAGAAACCUUUACACUACUUAUUAAUGGCUCUCUCAGACCUUCUCAAGAUGUUUCAACGUGCCCAGAAAGAAAUUUCUAAAGAUCUUAAAAAAGAAAAGUCCAGUAACGAAACCCUGAUUUCACAGCUGAAAACCCAGAGGAAAAAAUUGUUCCGUUCUGAAAAGAAAAUAUUGUUCCUUUUGAGUUGGGCCCAAUCUUAUGGACUAGCUCUUCGUGGCUGUUUGCAGGAACUGAACCUAGAAUUCUGUGAGUUGAGCAGUGAAUUGGCCAGUGUCACCAACACAAAGAAACAGUUUGAAAACGAAUGGAAGGGCAAGCGGCCACCUACCAAGAAACCCCUGAUAGAAGUUUUGAAUUGAACUCACCCCAGAAUCUCAUCUGCCAUGUCAUUUCUGUACAUAACUAAUAAAUUAAAAUAUUUUUCUAGAAUG